AACACAUUAUAAUGAAUGUAAUGUUAAAAAGAUUAGGAGCAUAUUCUAAUUAGAUCGUCAACUUCCAACUUGUUCUAUAAAAUAAACUCUAUAUCAACUUCUUUCGUUGCUAUUAUCUCUCAAAACUUGAAUCCAAAAGAAGCAUCAUAUUCAAGCAUAGUUGUUAAAAAUACACAAGAGAUGGAACCCACCAAGUAUUCAAUCUUGAUAAAGCUUUUGGUGAUACAGUAUCUGUCAAUCCUCUGUGUUUCGCAGGAUUUUGAUUUCUUCUACUUUGUUCAACAGUGGCCUGGAUCAUAUUGUGACACAAAGAAAAGCUGCUGCUAUCCAAAGACAGGAAAACCUGCAGCAGAUUUUGGAAUUCAUGGGCUUUGGCCUAAUUACAAGGAUGGAUCUUACCCAUCAAACUGUAAUCCUGAUAGUGAAUUCGAUAAAUCUCAGAUAUCAGAUCUUAUCAGCAGUUUGCAGAAAACAUGGCCAACAUUGUCGUGCCCGAGCAACGACGGGGUGAAUUUCUGGACACAUGAAUGGGAAAAACAUGGGACGUGCUCAGAAUCUGAACUUGACCAGCAUGACUACUUCCAAGCAGGUCUUAAACUCAAGGAGACAGCAAACCUCCUCCAGAUUCUAAAGGAUGCAGGGAUCAAACCAGAUGACAGAUUUUAUGAGCUAGACAGCAUUGUAGAUGCUAUAAAGGAAGGCACAAAGUACACUCCAGGGAUAGAGUGCAAUGUGGACCAAUCCCAUAACACACAACUUUACCAGAUAUAUAUGUGUGUUGAUACUUCUGGAUCUGAUUUCAUUGAAUGCCCAAUCCUACCGAGGGGAAGAUGCCAAUCCAGUGUCCAGUUCCCCAAGUUCUAAUCUUUUAUAUGAACCCAGUUUUAAUGUGUUUUUUUUAUUCAAUAAUUGACCGUAUUUGUGCACAGAUCAUCCAUGUUUUGUACAUGAAACUUGGGUUAAUUUUUCAAGUUUGUCUAUCUGGGGCA
This is a messenger RNA of Tripterygium wilfordii, 989 nucleotides long. Its product is annotated as ribonuclease 3-like. NCBI's taxonomy places the organism in Eukaryota, Viridiplantae, Streptophyta, Magnoliopsida, Celastrales, Celastraceae. Gene Ontology annotation, molecular function: RNA binding; ribonuclease T2 activity. Gene Ontology annotation, cellular component: extracellular region. The record is from RefSeq and is a predicted model, not a curated record. The coding region runs from base 181 to 864 and encodes 227 amino acids. The transcript has 4 exons. Gene Ontology annotation, biological process: RNA catabolic process.